AGCAUCCGGGAACCUCGCCAUAGUAGUAGACAUGGCGGGUAUCAACCUGGCUAAAUGACGAAAUAAAUUUUGUUUGCUAAUAUAAGAACGUGUUAAUUUCGUAGAAAAAGUGUUGAUACUGAAAGACUAAUUAAGUUAUAUUGGAUUAGGACAAAGAUGCAGAAUGUUGGACAGUCUGAAAACCGAAAUAUCGAUAAGGUGAAUGUGCAACUUGAUGUGGUAAAAUCGUCCACUCCUCAAAGUUCGGCUUCGAGUCCGGCCAAAUCUGAAACCGAAACGUAUUCAGGAGCGCCUGCCAAAUACAUGUCGGAAACUUCGGAAAGCGAAGAUGACUCUGUGUCCGAGAUCUUGCUGGCUUGUUUGUGCCUUAGCAGGCCAGACCUGUUGGCGGAGAUGGAAGAGGAAGGUGGUGGAGCAGAGCCAUCAAAGUUCCUCCUCUCUCAUGAUGAUCCUGAGAGGGCGGUUGAUCCAGAGAUGCAGGCCAGACUUGAAGCUCUCCUUGAAGCUGCUGGCAUAGGCAAGUUGUCAGGCGAAGGCAAACACCUGGCGGACCCGGAGGUACUUCGCCGGCUAACGUCGUCCGUGUCGUGCGCGCUCGACGAGGCGGCCGCGGCGCUCACGCGCAUGCGCAGCGAUCAACCACCACCACACCACCGGCACCAUCACCAGGACAAAAAUUUCAGCCAGCCAUGCGGGUCCACGGCGACUGGUACAACACCUACAGUGGCGUCGUCGGUGGGGGCAGACGGCGCGCCCUCGCUGGCGGAGGCGUGCUCCGACGGCGACGUGGGCACCGUCCGGAAACUCCUCACCGAGGGCCGCUCCGUGCACGAGACCACCGAGGAGGGCGAGUCGCUGCUGUCCCUCGCUUGCUCGGCUGGAUACUACGAACUCGCUCAAGUGCUGCUCGCCAUGCACGCGAGCGUCGAGGACCGCGGCAUCAAGGCGUGCACAAUUGACAAUGAUACGAAAUGUGCGCGGGCGGGUGCGCAGGGCGACUGCACGCCACUAAUGGAGGCGGCUAGCGCGGGACACGUGGACAUCGUGCGGCUGCUCAUCGCACACGGCGCCGACGUCAACGCGGUGUCCGGCUCGGGCAACACGCCGCUCAUGUACGCAUGCGCCGGCGGCCACGAGGAGUGCGUGCGCGCGCUGCUCGAGAGCGGCGCCAACGUCGAGGACCACAACGAGAACGGACACACGCCGCUCAUGGAGGCGGCGUCGGCCGGUCACGUGGGCGUCGCUAAGAUCCUCCUGGAGCACGGCGCCGGUAUCAACACGCACUCGAACGAGUUCAAAGAGUCCGCGCUGACGCUGGCGUGCUACAAGGGCCACCUCGACAUGGUGCGGUUCCUGCUGGCGGCCGGCGCGGACCGCGAGCACAAGACCGACGAGAUGCACACCGCGCUCAUGGAGGCCAGCAUGGACGGGCACGUCGAGGUCGCGCGCCUGCUGCUCGACUCGGGGGCGCAGGUGAACAUGCCGACUGAUAGCUUCGAGUCCCCUCUGACGCUGGCGGCGUGCGGGGGCCACGUGGAGCUGGCGAUGCUGCUGUUGGAGCGCGGCGCCAACAUAGAGGAGGUCAACGACGAGGGAUACACCCCGCUAAUGGAGGCCGCCAGGGAAGGUCACGAGGAAAUGGUGGCGUUACUUCUGGGCCAGGGCGCGCAGAUCAACGCGCAAACGGACGAGACGCAGGAGACGGCGCUCACCCUGGCUUGCUGCGGCGGCUUCCUAGAGGUGGCAGACUUCCUCAUCAAGGCCGGCGCAGACGCUGAGCUCGGGGCCUCCACGCCGCUCAUGGAGGCCUCGCAGGAGGGACACCUUGAGCUCGUGCGGUACCUGAUAAACGCGGGUGCGGACGUGCACGCGACGACGCAGACGGGCGACACGGCGCUCACGUACGCGUGCGAGAACGGGCACACCGACGUCGCCGACCUGCUGCUGCGGGCCGGCGCGCAGCUCGAGCACGAGAGCGAGGGCGGACGCACGCCGCUCAUGAAGGCUUGUCGCGCCGGACACCUCUGCACCGUGCAGUUCCUCGUCGGGAAGGGCGCCGAUGUAAACCGCAUGACGGCUAACGGCGACCAUACGCCGCUGUCGCUAGCCUGCGCCGGCGGUCACGUAGACGUGGUCAAGUUUCUGCUGGCGUGCGAGGCGGACCCUUUCCGUAAGCUGAAGGACAACUCCACCAUGCUCAUCGAGGCGGCCAAGGGCGGGCACACCGCCGUCGUGCAGCUGCUGCUCGAUUACCCGCAUUCUGUCAUGCUGCCUAGAGGUAACACUGUGUCGACGGAGGAGAGCAGCGGGUUGAGUGCGGCGCAAGCGGCGGCGCUGGGGCUCGCGCACGCCGCCGCGCCCGGCGCACCCGGUGCGCGCGCACUGCUGCCCGCGCACGCGCUCUCGCACGCGCUCCCGCACGCGCUGCCCGCCAUGCCGCCCGCCAUGCCGCCCGUGCCGCCACACCAGCACCCGCACGCGCAGCACCCCGCGCACCAAGCACUGCCCGCCGACCUCCCCGCCAACUUCGCCAAGGUCUACCUAGAAGAGCGUGGCGCCGGUCGCAAGAAACAGGGCGGCGCAGUGCCGACGAGCGGCGCGGUGGCCCCGCCGCCGGGCCUCGGUGCGCUGCUGGCCCCUCCGGCGCCCCCCUCCCCGCCGGCCCCGGCCGCGCCGGCCGCCGCGCCCGCCGGGCCGCAGCCCACCGCCGCGGGCUCGCCGCCGGGCGGCCCCACGCCCGCCAAACACAAGUGCCCGCGCAAGCAGCGCGCCGCGCCUCCCCACUCCGACCACCACUUGCCUCCGCCGCCGGACAUACUCGACGACCACAUAUGCCAGCACGCCUUGGCUAAGGUAUCACUGCCCCCCGGCUUUACCUGGAAGGAUGCUAACAAGAAAAAUAAAAUUAAAUGCCACAAUAAAUAUAAACCCAAUAGGGUGGAGGCGAUCGCGAACCAACAGCGAAACGAACAACUGCCAGAAACUGACAGGAAUCUCUCGCUCGAAUUAGCCGACCCUUCAGGUCCACCGACGCUCGCCACUUCGGCGCUGCACGCUCUGGACCUUCAGUUCUGCGCUCAAGGCGUGACGACGAUCCACUCGCCGACCACGCCGCCGUACCCGCCCCCGCAACAAUUGUUCCCAGUGCAGCAGCUCGCUACCAACCUCAACCAGCACCAACUCCAAGAGUUGCAGCAACAGCAACUUCAGCAGCUAGCGGUGCAGCAACAGCAACAGCAGCAACACCAGCAACAACAGCAGCAACAAAAGAAACAGCAACAACAACAGCAGCAGCAGCAACAACAAUACGUGCAGGACCUUCAGAGGCCUGAGAACUAUGUGGUUGCACCGGCGGCGGAGGACAGCAGCGCGAGCGCGGCGGAGGCGCGGGAGCUCGGCGCCGUGCUCGCCUACCUGCAGCGGGAGGUGCCCUCGCUCGUCGCGCUGCCGCCCAACGAACUGCGCUCGCUCGUGCUGCAGGUAAUGCAGCAGAAAUCCCACGAGAUCCUCUCGACCAAGUGCGAGGGCGAGGGUGAGGCGGAGGGCGCCGCGGAGGUGGAGGGCGCGGGCGAGCAGGAGGGCGACGAGUGUCACACGCGCCGCUUACUGGCCGCCGCCGAGCAGGCGCUCGCCGCCGACUGGCCGCGCCAGGACCACCACCACCAUCAUCACCAUCACCACCACCAUGUCGACCUCACGUUGUCGCAGGUGGGCAACGGUUGUCAAUACCGCGUGUGCUCGUCGCCGACGGGCGCGCUGGAGGGCGAGGCGGAGCCGCUGCCGCACGCGGCGCACGCGCAGCACCCGCAGCAUCCGCAGCACCCGCAGCAGGACAUGCAGCCGCACUUCGCUCUGCCGCCACCCACGCUGCCUUACGACGACUUCAGAUCGGCGACGUUCGGCGGUCCGCACACGGUAGCGACGCAGGCCCCGCAGCCGACAAUGCCCCAGGCGGGCCAGCAGCAACCGCCGCCGCAACCGCAGCCCCAACCCCAACCGCAACCGCAGCCGCACGCCAAGCGCGACCACCAGCACCACCACAACAACACCGCCAACGCCGCCAAGAAGAAGAACCGUUUCGCGGGCCUGGGUCGCGAGCGGGGCGAGCGCGGGGCGGGCGGCGGCGGCGCGGCGCGCGGCGCGGCCUCGGAGGCGCUGGCCGCCGCGCCGCCGCAGCCCGCGCCCGCCGCCUACUGCGCCAUGGACGUCGACGGCGAGACCGACUCCAACCACGACACCGCGCUCACGCUCGCCUGCGCCGGCGGACACGAGGACCUCGUCGAGCUGCUGCUCUCACGGGGCGCCGAUAUAGAGCACCGCGACAAGAAAGGCUUCACACCGCUCAUACUGGCCGCGACCGCCGGCCACGAGAAGAUCGUGGAGAUCCUGUUGAACCAUGGCGCGGACAUCGAGGCGCAGUCGGAGCGCACCAAGGACACGCCGCUGUCGCUCGCGUGCAGCGGCGGCCGGUACGAGGUGGUGGAGCUGAUCCUCAGCCGUGGCGCCAACAAGGAGCACCGCAACGUGUCCGACUACACCCCGCUCUCGCUCGCCGCAUCCGGCGGAUAUGUCAAUAUCAUACGUCUGCUGCUUACACAUCAGGCGGAGAUAAACUCGCGCACGGGCUCGAAGCUAGGCAUCUCGCCGCUGAUGCUGGCCGCGAUGAACGGUCACACGGCCGCCGUGCGACUGCUGCUCGACUGCGGCUCCGACAUCAACGCGCAGAUCGAGACCAACCGCAACACCGCCCUCACACUCGCCUGCUUCCAAGGUCGUCACGAGGUGGUCAGCCUGCUGCUGGACCGUAAGGCAAACGUGGAGCACCGCGCCAAGACCGGCCUCACGCCGCUGAUGGAGGCGGCGAGCGGCGGCUACGUGGAAGUGGGCCGCGUCCUACUCGACAAGGGCGCCGAUGUGAACGCGCCGCCCGUGCCCUCCUCGCGUGAUACGGCACUCACCAUCGCCGCUGACAAGGGGCACACCAAGUUCGUCGAGCUGCUGCUGCAGAGGCGAGCGGCGGUGGAAGUGAAAAACAAGAAAGGCAACUCCCCGCUGUGGCUGGCGGCCAACGGCGGCCACCUCGCCGUCGUAGAGAUGCUCUACGCAGCGCGCGCCGACAUCGACUCGCAGGACAAUAGAAAGGUCUCAUGCCUGAUGGCGGCCUUCCGUAAAGGCCAUACUAAAGUGGUCAAAUGGAUGGUCGGUGUCGUCACGCAAUUCCCCUCAGACCAAGAGAUGACAAGGUACAUCUGCACGAUCUCUGACAAGGAGCUGCUGGAGAAGUGCCAGGAGUGCGUGCGCGUGAUCCGCGCGGCCAAGGAGACGCAGGCGGCGCGCGCCAACCAGAACGCCACCAUCCUCCUCGAGGAACUCGACGCCGAGCGCUGCCGCGAGGAGUCGCGCCGCCAGGCCGCUGCACGACGCCGCGAGCGCAAGAAGAAGAAGAAGAUGGAGAAAAAGGAGGAAAGGCGCAAGCAGCAGCAGGAGAACGACAAGAACUCGAUGUUCUGCGAGCGGAACCUGGGCGAGUGCUCGGAGGGCGGCGAGGGGGACGACGAGCCCGCCGCCAAGGAGGAGGGCGACUCCGGCAUCGAUGCCAACUCGCAGGGCUCAUGCUCUUCCUCGGACGUGAAAGCGCCACCAGCUCAGACCACCAAGAGCAAAAAGAAGAAGAAAGAGGAGAAAAACGCGCCUCAGCAAACCGCCGCCGCCAAGAAACAACCAGACAAAACCAAACCGAAACUAGAGACGAAAACGGAGCGCGAGAGCACUCCGAAGCCGGACAAGAAGCAGGAGAAGGAGAACGUGGCGCCCGCGUCUCCCCCCGCCACGCCAGCCAAACCUGCGCCGCCUCCGGAACGCCGCCAGCCCGACAAGAAGGACAAAAAACCGGAAGAGGAAAGCCCUAAGAGUUUAACAGUACAGAACGUUAAAUACGGCAAUAAUUCUAGAAAGAGCCAAGUGUUCGAAUCCACUAGGCACAAUGUGGACACAGACACAGAGACUAUGGACAAAAAUAAAAAGACCAACAUCAGCCACCAGUGGGAGCUGGAAGGCAAGAGUACCUCGCCCAAGGGAGGCUGCGUGGGCGGCCGACGCGAUGAAGGCUGGAAGGAGGUCGUGCGCAAAUCCAGCGUGCAGACCACUUCUCUCCUCGAGUCUGGGUGCAAGAAGGUGUCAGUGGCAUCGCACGCCAUAUCGCGUGUGAUCGGUCGCGCGGGCAGCAACAUCAACGCCAUCCGCUCCGCCACCGGCGCGCACAUCGAAGUCGACAAGCAGAGCAAGGGACAGGGCGAACGGAUCAUUACCAUCAAGGGUUCAGCUGAGGCCACUAAGCAAGCUGGCAUGCUGAUCUCGGCGAUGAUCCGCGACCCGGAAGCAGACAUCUUGCAGCUGUUGCCGCGCGCCGGCAAGCUCCCGCCUCCACCACCUCCUGCGCAGCCCGCCAAACCGCCUAAGCAGCCGCCGGCCAAGGGCGCGAGUUCGUCGAGCAGUGGGUCGGGCAGCAGCCGCGCCACGCCCACCACGCGCGCCCCCGCCAAGCAGCCGCUCACACCCGCGCCUCGCGCACAGCUGCCGCGUCUGCUCUCGCACGCAGCUGCGAGUACUGAGAAGCGUACGGGUCCUGCGACUCCCGCAACUCCUACGGCCACCGGUGCUGUCUCCAGCGCUGGCGGUAGCAGCAAGAGUGGCACGCUGUCGUACACAGGUGCCAUCGUGGGCGGCUCACACACGUUCGCGGCCAAGCUUACCGCCGCGCCCGCGCCGCCCACACCCGCGCCUGCGCCUGCACCUACUCCUGCAGACACCAAGCCAAGACCUACGCCUCAGCAGCAACAAGCGUCGUCGAGCAGCAACGCUGUAUCGUCGUCAUCGUCGACGAGCGGCGCGAGUGGCGGCAGUGGCGGUGGUUCAGGCUCGUCACCGCUGAAGAGCGCGCGCGAGGCGUCUCCGCCGCCGCUGGGCGCGCACGUGUCGCUCGCCACACACGCCACGCAUGCGCAUGCCGCCAACGACGAGCCCGACACCAAGCCGCACCGCCUGCCCGACCGCACCGUGCAGCUAAGUCCUGAUAAUUCAAGCUCUUGGAAUGCAAAUGCAGAAAAUACCAGUAACCCAUCGUCUGCACUUCAUAUCAACACCACGCCCCAGACAAGCGGCAGUGGUGGCGGAGCGCAAGAGUAUUCCCUCUUCAAAGACCUGUCUGCCAGCGCGGGCGGCAGCAUGUGGGGCGCCGGCGGCGACGCGCACCACAACGUAGACGUGCCGCCGCCGCAGGUGAGGCAGACCAAGGUGGACGCGAGCAAGGCGCCCGGUUACCGCGGUGGAGGCGGAGGCGGCGGCGGGUGCUCGCCGUGCUCGCGCACCUCCUCGCACGGCUCCACGCCACCGCCUGCGUACGCGCCGCCGCUGUCGGGCGCUUCGUACCCGGCGCCGCUGCCUCUCACCACGCAGCUGGAGCACAUGUCGCUGACGCCGCACGCGUCGCACGCCUCGCACGCCUCACACGCGUCGCACGCGCCGCACACGCAGCACGCGCCGCACGGCACGCACGCGCGCACCUCGCACAACAUCAUGGUGUCGAUGGCCAGCGGCGUGUCCAUGUCGCCCGCCUCGCUGGGGCUGGGCUACGUGGGCGUGGAGCCCGUGUCGCGCCUCAACCCGCGCGCGCCUGACUUCGCGCAGCGACACCCGCUCAUGCAACAUAAACAUAACGCCCAGUUGUUCGCCGGCAGCAGCAACGCAGGCAACCUGAGCGCUCUUCUGAUGUCCUCGUACCAACAACAACCGAUGAACCAGUCGCCCAAGCCGAUGCAGCACACGCCGCAACAACACCACGCUUACCAGUCUCUGCUUGAUCGCGGCGUGGGCGUGGGUGUGAGCUCCGCCGUAGGAAGCGGCGCCAGCGUGGGCAGCGGCGCCGGUGGUGGAGGCGGCGGCUGGGGCGAGGAGGAGGAACGCAAGCCGCGGCCCAUCGGCACCGAACGCGCCUGGAAACUCACCGCCAACGACGACUGGACGCAUCCGCAUUUGCAGCACCAUCCACACCUCUCCGACCAUGAUAGAUACCAGCAGGGUGUGAGCGGCAUGGGCGGUGUCGGCUCGGUUGGCGUGAGCGGUCACGUGGGCGUGGGUCACGGGCUGGACGGCGCCUAUGGCGGCGUAGGAGGCGUGGGCGGUUCUGGCACGGGCGCCACGGCGGCGGCGCUGUCGCUGAUGCACGCACUGCCCAUGCACUACCUCCCGCCCGUGCCCGCUGCCGCGCCCGCGCCCGAACACCUCCACUGGGACCAGGCGCAGCACCACGCACCCGACAAGCAGUCUUGGAGCAAAUGGACUCACUAAGAGUCCCACCGGCGAAGACAACUACUGCCUUAGGAGGAGAGCGGCCCUCUUGGCUCGAACACGAUCGUAACCCUGAAGCGGUGUAGAUAUUAGUGAGAAAGAAUUAUAUUAUACAGAUUAUCUAUAUACAUACUAGAGAAAUGUCCUCUCGAGCCGAGUACUACUCACACUGUACUAGCGCUGAACGUGAGCAUGGGCCGACGAGCAGUCGUGCCGUCGGACUCGUCGCGUUUAGACAAAUUAUAGUUACGUUAUAGUGGCGUCGCGCCGUAGACACGGCCGCGACCGUGUAAUAGUAGGUAGCUUGGAAUGUGAUUCCGAAGUGCCGCUGAGUGUUUUGCGUUGCCUUACGCCCCGCCGAACUCUUGUUAUACACAUUUUACACUCUAUAUUAUGGCAUAAUACGAUAUUAAUUUCGGUGAUUGAUGCUCUCGCUGACCGAGAAGGAAUAUUAAACGUGUAUUAAUAAUAAAUUUGCUUGUACAUGAAGAUUAAAUGUCAUAUAUUGAUGCACUGUAACCACUGGUGUUUUUAAUAAUACCACCUGUUUUUUCAAGUGAAAUUCAUUUUUUUAUAGGUUUAUUUGGGUAAUGUGUAUAUUUAUAAGUAAAUUAUUAUUGAGGACUUACAUUGUCUCGAAUAUGAUUAAAACAGGAUGUGCGGUAAGUUCUAGGUAAAUAAACCGUUGUCAAACUAUA
This is a messenger RNA of Manduca sexta (tobacco hornworm), 9044 nucleotides long. It is a transcript of the gene mask, whose product is annotated as ankyrin repeat domain-containing protein 17. The transcript has 46 exons. Lineage: Eukaryota; Metazoa; Arthropoda; Insecta; Lepidoptera; Sphingidae. Gene Ontology annotation, molecular function: RNA binding; protein binding. The coding region runs from base 157 to 8346 and encodes 2729 amino acids. Gene Ontology annotation, biological process: innate immune response. The record is from RefSeq and is a predicted model, not a curated record. Gene Ontology annotation, cellular component: cytoplasm.